Molecule: messenger RNA, 690 nt
Organism: Lachancea fermentati
Lineage: Eukaryota; Fungi; Ascomycota; Saccharomycetes; Saccharomycetales; Saccharomycetaceae
Source: the annotation of a GenBank genome assembly
AUGUCCAUUUGCCUUGCAGUGACCAAAACGGUGGCAGUGUCGUCUCUAGGACUGUACUGCGGCAUCGUCUCCUCCGCGACCACAAUUGCGCUCAUCAGCCCGCUCGAAGCGCUCACGUCGCAACUACAACGGCCGAUCCGUGUUGUGCUCAAGAUCGCGGGCGCGCUGGCCGCCACCUCGUCCGCGUUCUUCGCGGCGAGCUACUUCGGGGCUCCACCCCACUGGCGCCAUCCAUAUCUACUCUACGGAAUGCUCGUGGCUCCGGUCUCACUCGUCUACAUGGCUGGCGCAUCGCUCGCCAGCGGCGGCGCACGCUGCCGACGCGCGCGCCAGCGUAAAGCGGGCAAACCAGGCGUAUGUCCCGCGGGCCCACAUCCUGAGGGCGCGGUGGCCACGCCAGACCACGGAUUGGGCGACUCCGUCGUGGAUUUGGGCGCAAAGUCCGACGACGAAGAACACAAUCCCGCAUCCAAGUGUCCUGCCGGGGGGUCCGCAGGGGGGUCCGCUCCGAGCUCUGCCGGGGCAAUGUGUCCCGGUGCGGCAGCAGCUGCUGCUGCUGCGGCCGCGGCGACCCCAGCUGCCAGCUGCCACUCGCGGUGCGUGGGCCACCUUGCCGUUCUCAGCGCCCUGGGCGUCGCAGGCUUCGUCCAAUCCGUUCUAGGGGUCUAUGGAGAGGGCUUGUUUGUGUAG